Molecule: messenger RNA, 2222 nt
Organism: Soboliphyme baturini
Lineage: Eukaryota; Metazoa; Nematoda; Enoplea; Dioctophymatida; Soboliphymatidae
Source: the annotation of a GenBank genome assembly
AUGGGAAGAAGUCCGUAUAAAAGUCGACUGAGAAGCUCUGACCCGGCACACCAAUCAAAGCGCGGCAAUAAUUCGAACGAAAGCGGCGAGUUUGAAGAGGUAUGGGACAUACGGUCACGCUUAAGCCGUCGGAAGGGCACUGAUCUGCAAUCGAGAAACUGCUUUGCUGACUCUUCAGAUGACUUGGACACUGAUUCCCCUUCGAAACCGAUAACUGAAAUAGUCAAACACGAGUCAGAGUCAAGCGAUGAAGAAGAUGAACCCGUCAGAAAGGAGUACAGUUUGCGCAACAACCGACAUACAAACAUUUAUUUUCGCUCUCCGAUGCAGAGUAGUUCGGAUACCAUUGGUCAGAAACGCGGAUUUGAACGUCUUCAACAACAUAAGAAUCGUAAAAGGAGUGACAAUGACAAGUCACUUAUGAACGAUUUCAAAUACGGCAAGCGACUGGCGGAUAUUUGUCCAGCAGUGAUCAAUGACGAGGUUGAUUUUUCAUGUGUUGGUGGGUUGACUGAUCAAAUUCUGGCCCUCAAAGAAAUGGUUGUGCUGCCGAUGAUGUAUCCAGAAGUGUUUGAAAAGUUCAAGAUCACUCCUCCGCGUGGCGUCCUUUUCUAUGGACCUCCAGGAACCGGCAAGACGCUUGUCGCCCACGCACUGGCCAACGAAUGCAAUUCUGCAGGUAGAAAUAUACGCUUUUUUAUGCGCAAAGGUGCCGAUUGUCUGUGCAAGUGGGUAGGUGAAUCGGAAAGACAGCUGCGACUCCUUUUCGAACAGGCAUACCUUAUGAGGCCGUCGAUUAUAUUUUUUGAUGAAAUUGACGGUUUGGCGCCAGUCAGAAGCAGCAAGCAGGAUCAGAUCCAUUCAAGCAUAGUUAGCACAUUAUUGGCGUUGAUGGAUGGUGUGGAACAACGCGACGAGAUUGUGGUCAUUGGCGCAACGAAUCGCCUCGACGCUAUUGACCCCGCCUUAAGGCGCCCUGGCAGAUUCGACAGGGAAUUGUGUUUUUCCCUCCCGGACAGAAACGUAUCCGAUGCUGACUUUGACAUGGCGAUGCGUAUAACAUGUCCAAACAUAAAGCGUAGUUCAUCGGUCGCUGUGCAUCCGAUACCAGCACAUCUACGUCCACUGUUAGACGACGCGAUUUCUUCUGUCUACCAACUCAUUCCGGACUGUUUCAAAGACAGCGUCGAAGGAGUCGACGCACCCACCCUUAGCAUCGAGACUGUAUUACCUAAAAACCAGUCCUCUGUAUGGUUUCUCCGUCGCCACAUCCUCAUCACUGGCUCGAGCUCUGAUUACGGUCAAACUAGUUACGUUGCACCUGCCGUUCUGCACCUUUUGGAAAGCUUACCCUUGUACGUUUUGACAAUUCAGGAGAUUUCCAGCAGUGGAUGUGCCACUGCCGAAGAAGCCGUAUCUCAAUGGCGCAUCGCUGGACGUAGCCAAAUUUGGAUAGGCUAUGGUGAAGCUAACGUCACCGCGACGUGUGACCAAGGUCUUUGGAAACUGAAAUUCGUCAAAGCCGAGAUCCAGGACCUGUUUUUGGAUGAAUACGUGUUCGAAAUGCAGCCACCCAGUGCUUCUGCUCGUUGGGACUUCUUUGCUCAGCUGUCGCCUAUUAUCAUGGAUCGUCCCGUUAGAGGCACAGAUAUUGGCAAGUACUGGUUGGUCCCUGACUACUACGAAAUCAUCACCGAGCCAAUGGAUCUGUCGAAGAUGAUGAACAAGGUAAACGAUGAUCAGUACAAGAGUGCUGCAGACUUCCUCGCGGAUAUCAACCUCAUAACCCACAACGCCUUGAUGUACAAUCCUGAUCGCGAGAUAAGAGAACUGGUCAUUCGCCAUCGAGCGUACGACCUUCGGGAUUUUGCGACGGAACUCAUCGAAGAAGAGCUGGACUCAGAUUUUGAACAGCUAUACAUUGUGAAAGUUCAGGAUCCUGAACACAUCUCUUAUCCUAGAUGCAGGCAUUCCCAAAAGCAUUGCGAACAAAAUCUCUCUGUUAUUGUUGAUCAACAGAAAAUACUGAAGUUUAUCGACCUCGCCUCUAACAAGACUGAUGGCUAUCACGUUCAUCAGUUGGAAGAGCUGUACGCGCAGUGCCUACAUGCCAUUGCUAAACUUAGCGAAGUCUAUGAUCGGUCUGCCCUACCAAAGGUAAAUUCGAUCGACGAUAAGUCACUUGAAUUAUACACUUCUGUAGCUUGUAAGCUCUGUUAAAA